AAGGAAAUAGGAAAAGUAAGGAAUAGUGGUAUAAAAGUAGUGAAGAAGUAAGGAAAGUGAUAAAUAACAAAGUAAAGAAUGAAAGAUAAUGAAAUAAGGAAGUAAAGAAAAAAUAAAUGUAGAAAAAGAAGAAUAUUGGAAAUGGAUAAGAGAAAUGAUUCCAAGACACCAGUAUAAGAGAUCGGCUCGAGGAAGAAUGAGCGGUCCGAGUCCGGGCACUGCCUCAAGCGCUUCCCCCACUCUGCGGCUCCACCCGCUCGACGAGUUCCUCGCGACGAAUUUGCGCGCACACAAUUUUGAAGAACUUCGAGUACUUAUAAAUAUUCUUCACCAGGAUUUCUGAUUUCCAAGUGUUAAUAUCUAACUUUAUUGAUUCAAUUAAUUAUUUUAAUAUUCCAAACACUUAAUUUAUUAAUAUUUCAAUCAGAGCAUAAUUUAUUUUCGAGAUUUUACAAUUUCGAUUCAGUUUUUAUCUAUUCUGUAUAUUUUGCGAGAUUUCGAUUUAGUCUCAAUUUUAAUUUUGAAUAAAUUUCGAUUGUAAAUCAACAACCAAUAAUAUUUAGUAACAUUUGGAAAGCUUUAUCCAAUGUUUCAAAUUUUCAUUAUUUCUGUGUAACUGAUUUUUUCCUUCUUCUCGCGGAUUAUCCAGUUUUCCUACUUAUUACUUCUUGUUGCACUAAUGUGAAUUUGAGUUUGGUCGUUCUGGCAGAUCUCAUUCGAGAAGACAGCCAAAAAUACAGGAAGGAAGGACUUUGGUACUUUCAGUAGCUUAUGCCUCUGGUUCAAAAUUAGCUAAUUUUUGUUUAUUUACUUUCAUAGUGGUGAUCUAUCGGGUCGAAAGAUGAAUAAGGGAUAUACAAACGUUACUAUAAAAAAUAUGGAGACGAUGCUCAAUGCUCAGUCCAAAAAGACAAACCAAGAUCUGUAUAAAGGAUGUAGAUCCCAUAAAGCAAUAGUUUGUUUUUUAACAUAUGUGUGUGAAAUCAGAAGAGAAAAUUUUUUUUAAAAAACAUGAGCUCAAUAUGUACCAAAAUCUGCUUCAAAAGUUAGGUGAGAUUUUCAUUUAUCGGUAGAGCUGGAGUAGGGAGUUAGAGCUGGUUAGAGCUACUAACUUUAAUCUGUUCCCCAUGAAAGUAUCCUUCAACAGUUAAUAAAGUUUGAUAUUACUUUAUCUUUCUUUAAUGUAAGUUUCAGAGGUUUGCAAGUCCCCAGAAAGAAAAAUGCAAGUCCGCUGCCCGGUGGAUGCGCGGACUUUGAUAACUCUGCGCUCUGUCGGCUCAAUAGGACGUGGUUUCAAUUCGAUUCUGCACAGUUGAACAUUAUUUAAUAUUCAUAAUCUCUAUUGGUUAAAAUUUCGUUUAAUAAAAGCAUGGCAUUCAUAUCAAGAGCUUGUUCUCUUCGAAAAGGAUUAAUAUCUUUAUUUGAAUGGAAGGAUCUAAACUGUAAUAUUUACAGUAUUAGCAGGAAAUCAUAUAAUGUUGAGAAAAAAAAGACUGAAUUUACACCAGAUGAUGUGUACGUACCAGAUAUUACAGGAAUGUUUACCACGUGCUUGAUAAAUAAAAAGCCAUUCUUCUUCGAUAUGAGAUUUUUCAGCGACAUGGGACAUUACAAAAAGAUAAUGGGGUACGAUAAACCAAUAGAUUUUAAAUUAGGUACCCUGGAGUCUGACAAAUCACCAGAAAGUAUUAAAAAAUAAAGCAUUACAAAUACAUUAAGUCCUUUAAUGUGUUCUUUCUUGCCCUACUGAUAUUAUAUAUUCGUAAAAAGUAAAAUGUUACUAAUUACAACUUAUGUACAUGUAUAUGCAGGUAAAUUUUAAACCAGUUGGGUAAAAGAAUUGUAGUUGUAAUGUAGUUAUGAUAAAAAUGUAUAUAAAAAUUAAAAUACUUCUACCAAAGGAUAAACUUAUAA
Cephus cinctus (wheat stem sawfly) is the source of this 1914-nucleotide messenger RNA. RefSeq names its product transmembrane protein 70 homolog, mitochondrial. NCBI's taxonomy places the organism in Eukaryota, Metazoa, Arthropoda, Insecta, Hymenoptera, Cephidae. Gene Ontology annotation, cellular component: mitochondrial membrane. Gene Ontology annotation, biological process: mitochondrial proton-transporting ATP synthase complex assembly. The transcript is spliced from 3 exons. The coding region runs from base 1370 to 1699 and encodes 109 amino acids. The record is from RefSeq and is a predicted model, not a curated record.